AUGUCCGGCCGCAACGUCUCCUCCCAGGGCACCGCCAGGCGCAACCCGCCCAGCAACACCAACUCCACCGCCCGUAACAACAACAACAACAACACCGGUAACACCACCACCACCGCACCCUCCAAACCCCGCACCUCCAACCGCCCCACCUGGGCCGACCUCGCCCACCCGAUGCCCCCCCUCUCGCUCGAAACCCCCUUCCUCCAAGCCGGCCUCACCACCGUCGACAUCCCGCGGCACCAAGCCUCUCUCACCAACACCAUCCGCGUGCAAGACCUGCACAAACAACGCGAACGCUUCCCCGACUGCGGCACCACCUUCCUCGUCGUCCUCACCAACGACACCAAGCGCGAGCGCGACCUCUGCUUCAAUGCCGUGGUCGCGCGCAUGAACGCCCGCAAGCCCGGUUCCAAACCCCUCCGGCUGUGCCGGUGGGAUCAGCAGGGGUGGCCGGGCAAGGGGGACCAGGCGUAUGAGGGGACCGGUGCGGCGCGCGCGGUGAAUAGGGUUUUCACGGCGCUGGGCCCGUUGUUGGUGCAUGAGGGGAAUGUGAAGAUGUUGAAGGAUAACAAGAUUGGGACGAUUUUGGUGUGUGCCGUGGACGAUUUUAUUGUGCGGCUUAAUGGCCCGGGGGUGGAUCCCGCGACGAGGGAGCUGGUGACGGAGUGUCCGGCGGAUUGGGGGUAUUUGACGUUUUGCCGGGUCAAGUUGGCGGCGGACCCCGGGUGGACAUGGACGAGUGGGAUUACGCAGGGGGCGCCGGUGCCGAUGAAUCAUUGUAUGACGGCUACGAAGGGGGGGUGGGUGGAUGGCACGAAGACUGUUGGGAAGUUGAGUAUUGGGAGUGUGAUUGGGGACGACUUUAAGGCGAAGGGGGAGGGCAGGGGGUGGGAUGAUCGCGACUGGCAGGGGAAGUUGAUUGGCAAGUCGUGGUAUGAUAUUCUGGAGGAUGCGCUGGGCAAGAUUCGCAUUCCUUUGUAA
Dichotomopilus funicola is the source of this 981-nucleotide messenger RNA. RefSeq lists its product as uncharacterized. Bases 1 to 981 code for a protein of 326 amino acids. The record is from RefSeq and is a predicted model, not a curated record. Lineage: Eukaryota; Fungi; Ascomycota; Sordariomycetes; Sordariales; Chaetomiaceae. The transcript has a single exon.